Larimichthys crocea (large yellow croaker) is the source of this 3855-nucleotide messenger RNA. It is a transcript of the gene pag1, whose product is annotated as phosphoprotein membrane anchor with glycosphingolipid microdomains 1. Gene Ontology annotation, biological process: intracellular signal transduction; negative regulation of T cell activation. Bases 356 to 1714 code for a protein of 452 amino acids. The record is from RefSeq and is a predicted model, not a curated record. The transcript is spliced from 9 exons. Lineage: Eukaryota; Metazoa; Chordata; Actinopteri; Sciaenidae. Gene Ontology annotation, cellular component: plasma membrane; membrane raft.
CAGCAGCGUCCUGCCUGCCUGGCGGAGCUCCGAGCGGAGCAGACGAGAUGAGCAGCACCGCGUCUCACACACACGUCCAGAAAAUGUGCGCAGGCUGAAGGAGAAGGAGUCUCACCGCUCUCCGUAUCCUCCGCAAACACACACAUCACUGUCACACGCUUUAACGGAGCUCCGGGAACCUUCAGACAGACUAUAAAGACGAAACAGAAGCCGACCACUUUGUGCCGAAAGCAGCCGCCGAAUGCUCGUUUUUUACGGAUAGUCUUCUCUCUGUGGCGAGGCCAACCUGACUAAUCAUCCAAGGUGUCAAGCCGGUACCUGUCCGAUGUCCUCUCCUGCCUCAGUGUGAUGCGUCAUGGCUCCGGUGCUGAGUGGAGUGUGGUGGGGGCCGGAGGCGGGUGUCGUCGGUUCGGGGGCGGCAGCUGCUACCGGGGUGGCGUCAUGGCUGGGGAGUGGGCAGCUGGUCCUGGCCGUCACCCUCAGCACCCUCACCGUUCUGCUGCUGGUCUCUGUGCUGCUGCUGUUGUGUGCUAGCUGCCAGGGGCAGAAGAAGGCAGCCAAUGGACAUCCAGCAGGAGACCAUGAGAACCUCAUGAAUGGAGUGUCAGAGAGAGAGACCAUCAGCCAAUCAGCAGACAGUCCAGCCACUGAUGUGGCUGUCAGCACCUCUCACAAUGGUCCUCUAACCAGCGGUACAAUCCUCACGGACACGCAGGACACCAGCCCCCAGCCGUCAGAGGAGAUGCUGUCCAGCCAAUCAGAGCUCAGGUCCUCCAAGUGUCCUCAGGACCGCGAGCUUCCCAGCAUUCCUCCCAACAACACCCUUAUUGGGGACGGACCCCCAGCCUCAGGGGACAGCACCUAUGAGGUGGUGAAGGAGAUUGCGACGGCGUCACGUGAUGUGAGCGCCGAAGACUCCCUGUACGAGACGGUCAAGGAACUUAAAGACCCCCCAACACAGCUCGGCCUCCCUAACGGUACCAUCCAGCUGAGCCCAGAUGAACCUCCCCAUCAUCCCCCCGCUCUUCUUAAUGGCCACCUCAGUCCCAGCACACCUGAGCGUGGGCCACUGUGCACAGGAGUGGAGUACGCCUCCGUAGACCUGAAUAAGAAGAGCCGCCACAGUGCUGACAUGGAGGCCAAAAGGCGCUCUGAGAAUAUUCCCUCUCACAGGCCUCUGGAAGAACCGGAGGACUUGCCUCCGCCGGUACCAGAGAAGGUUCUGGAUGAAAAUGACAACCAGCCAGUGGUGAUGAAUGGGCUAGCGGGGGCUGGGCUGCACAAUGGAGAGUUACACUCCCCUCUGUCUCCUGCACCAAGGUUCGACAACCACAUUCUGUCAGACAAUGAGUCAGCGGUGUACUCUACAGUCGACAAAACAAACUGUGAUGACGCCGUGAACGAGGAAGACAAAGAGCAUGACUACAGCAGCAUCGCGGAGAUCAAAGGCCUCGUCACGACCUCCUCCUCCAGUGACCUCUACGCCACUGUCAGAGAUAUCUACACCCAGCCCAACGAGCCAGAGCCAGGGGAAGACCCCAUGUUGGACUGCAUGGAUCCCGGCUACGAAACCAUCCGCAUCCCAAAGACUAACAGCUCAGACGAUGACUGCAGGGCCGAGCUGGGAGCGGAGGGGUCAGACGACACCAAGGCAGAGCCCGACUACGAGAGUGUCGGAGAGUUGGGUCUGAGCCGGGAAACAUCCCGCCUCUGAGUUUUUCACCAUCAACGACAUCUUCAUUCAUGCCGGCUGGGGAGAAGCUUCUUCUCACUAAAUCACUGUAGUGCUUUGGACCUGCCACCAAGCACGCUUUCGGUGCAUGACUUGGGGGGGGGGGGUAAAACAGCAGAAUAUGGCUGACCACAGCAUCCAUCAUCAACGCAUGAGUGUCUUCUUUACAGCUUGGGUACGGUUUAUCAUAUCUGAACUAUUUAAUUUAUCAACCAGGGUGAAUGUCAUUGGUACUAGUCUGCUAAAAAAAUUAACUGUAGCACAUCAGUCAGUGGGCAUUAAUCAUGUAGAAGAGUGCACUUUGGAUCAUCAUUAAAUCCCUCUUCUGUCUUUUCACACACAUGCAUAUCAUGGACAUGUUUAACAAAUUAUGAAAUAAAUAAACUAUAGAAUAAAUAGCAAUCACAGCACACAUGCAGAAUUUGAAGGCAUAGCUGAGGACACUAUCAGUGCCUGCGAUACAAAGAAGAAUUCAGUGCCAUAUAAUCCUGAAUUUCAUGCACUUAAGUGUACAUAUGAAGAUAAUCAUUAUUCUGCAGCUGCUAGUGACUUUCUAGCUUCCUUCGGGUGACCCUCAGUGUUUCAUUGAGGUUUCAGAUGGCGGAUCUCUUGGCUAUUCUUUGUCCGGCACCUCCACUGUGCAUACUCUGCUUCCUAUGAAUGGGUUCGAGGUGCGGAAAGCAAAAGCCAGUUUUAUCUGUGACCAAAUGUUCAGUCGAAACAAAUAUAGCAUUUAAUAGAUUACUGCAAGCGUUAAGGGUUCAACCAUGUUACAUGACAGGAGAUGUGAAACUUGUCUGCAGAACCAAAAUGGAAACCAGAGAUGAGGAAAGGCAGACGGUUUCACGUGAGCGUGCGGUUUCACAAUACAUUUUGGAAGUAUUUUACAGUCCAUGUCGGCCUCUUUUGUGAAAUUCAUAUUUAUUUGAAGAUGUAUAUCGUUGUGUACUUGUGAAAUGUUGCAGAGUGAAAGUUAAAUAGGGUUUUAUAGAAGUUUCUAGCAUUUUUAUUAAGAUACUAAAUGAAAGUGAUGUGUGAGAUAGCGACAGUUGUAAAGGUACGCUUUCCCCUGACUUUUUUUACUCAUUGUUUAAAAAAAAAGAGGACACGAUGAGAACAGAUCGUUGCACAGGGUUCAAAACAAAUUCAAAAGACGUGUAAUGUAUGCGCGUUAUAAACGCAAAUCUAUUGAGCCGCUGUAUUUUUUUUGGUUGUCGUGUUUUUGAGUCUACUCUUGGUACAGUAUACAGUCUUCAGUUGGUAUCCUAGAUGAUUUUAAAGCACAAGGUUUGAUAUCACGGUACUGCAUUUAUAUACAAAAAAAGCAUCAUCACAAUCCAGUUCCAUCUCUGCACAAUUUGACUAUCGAAUGCUUUUUAACGCAGCAGAAACACUCUGAGAAAAGCAUAUCUGUCUGUUUGUAGCUUGUACUGACGACAUGCCAACCAAGGCUUGUAUAUAGUUAGAGCACUAUUUUAACCGACCGUUACUCGCUGGAAGUUUUAUGUAAGCUUUUACUUAUUUGUAGAGCGUCCAGAGUGGUAUCAUUUUAAAAUAAGCCUGUUAAGAGCACUGAUGAUGUAUGUUUGCCUUGUUUUAAGGGAAACCUGUAACCCUGCUUUUUACCUUGUAUGUUACACAAAGUUGUCAAAUAGCUUUUGAGCUCCAAAAAGUAGUAACCAGUCAAAUGUCAAAAAAAAAAAAUGGUACAAUGUUUUGGUACAUGCAUUUUAAGAAACUGUGGUACUUUUAUUUUAAAAAAACAGAAUUAAUGUCUCAAUACUGUUGUUUGAUGUUUGUUUUCAGAUUAACAGGGCCUAUCCUUCUUGCUGUAAAUAUCUCUUCCACUGCUACAGAAAAAGAAAAAUGGUGUCAUCUGUUUCCACCCACAUCAAAAUAUUACAGCCAGUAUCUCCAGUUAGUUCAUAUUUCAUUAGACAUGCUGGAGCUUGCUGCUGGUUCAGACAAACACAGCUAGCCCACGCUGACUGUAUUAGAUUCAUAAAUGAUGUCAGACAUUUGAAAUGCUGUUGCAUCUCCCAGUGAUGUUACAGUGAAAGAUGUUUUUGGAUGGGAUCCACUCCCUGCAUUUUACAAGUGAAAAACGGGUAAAUGAAGCCCUC